AUGAAUUGCUUGAGCCCUAUCUCCAACUUCAAGUUAUCAUCGUUGAAACCCUCGUCGCGCUUCCUCUUAUUGGUCAAAUCAACUGCAGCUUCUGUCGUCGGAACAACACCAAAGUCUGAGAAAUCGAUGGACCCCGUCUUCGCCUCCCUCUACCACGGCCUCCCGUACCUCGGCAGAAUCACGUCACAACUAGCAACAAAGGAAUCUGAUCAUCAGGUUUCUGCAGAGUGUAAGUACUAUGUCACUGCCGACUGUUUCUGCCCAAACCUUCUGAACAGUAUUCAUCUUCUCGAUUGGGGCUUUCGUACUGUUACCGUAACCCUCUGCAACCUGCGUAGCUACCCAAGAGAUCAAUGGCCGGCGGCAGAAAGAGACCAUACCGGAGAAUUCCAUCGUGCUUGUUCUCGUUCCCCACCGUUGAGUUCGUCCAUCGACAAGAAGCACCGUGUCUCUCUAAAUUCAAGCUCAAAAUCAAAACCUCCCACAUACCCCCGUCCUUAUUAUCAAGCCCAUCGUAUCACCUCAAAACAAGAAUUGGCCAAGCAGCAAGCUUUCAAUUCAUACCUCGACAUCCCCAAUUUGCCAACCAAGAUCAGGGUUUUGUGUGAAAUCAUCGCCAACACCCCCUCCCUCGCCGUCGAGAAGGUCCUCAAAGAUUCCCGCAUUCGGGUCUGGCAAGAAGAUGUCGAGGAGGUGCUCAAGUUGUCCUACAGCUUCCCGAGCUCUGCCAGCAAUUUCUUCAGGUGGUCUAGGCACCAGCUCAAGGACGACCAUAGCCCGUACGCUUGGAAUUUGGUGGUCGACAUGUUGGGUAAGAACUCUCUGUUUGAUGCAAUGUGGGAUGCUGUGAAGUCGGUGCAUAGGAAAGGGCUGCUUUCGCUCGCCACUUUCGCUUCUGUUUUCAGUAGCUAUGUGAUUGCUGGUAGCUUGCAAGAAGCUAUUAUGACUUUCGAAGUGAUGGACCAAUAUGGCAUGCCGCCUGAUGUUGUAGCAUUGAAUUCGCUGUUUAGUGCGAUUUGUAGGGACGGUAAGACUCUGGAUGCAGUGGACUUCUUAUGGAUCGUGAAGGAGAGGACUAGGCCGGACGCAGAUACGUAUGCCAUAUUGUUGGAAGGUUGGGAGAAUGAAGGGAAUGUGACUGGUGCUAGGCGGACUUUCACCGAGAUGGUGAGAGAAAUCAGUUGGGAUCCGGCCAACGUGCCUGCCUAUAGCUCGUUCUUGUGUACUUUGCUGAAGGGUCCUGGUGGUAUAUGUGAAGCAUUGAAAUAUAUGUGGACAAUGAGCGAUCACCGGUGUUAUCCAGGUAUGAAGUUCUUUCGGAGCGCAUUGGAGGAGUGUACAAAGCGUAAUGAUUCUAAAGGAGCCGACUUUCUAUGGGAAGCUAUGGUAGGAAGAAUUGGGUGUAGACCAGAUACGGAAAUGUAUAAUUCGAUGAUAGCUUUACAAUGUCACACCAACCACAUCGAUGUAGCCGAGAAGCUGUUGGAUGAAAUGGUCUACAAUGGGGCAUUUCCGGACGACAGAACCUGCAAUUUUUUGCUUCAGUUCUUGAUCAAAUGUAGGAAACUAAAGGAGGCCUCGAGGGUGUUUACAGAGAUGGUGAAAAAUGAAUGCGUGCCGAGCCCGGCCAAUUGCAAUGCAGCUGCCAGUAUGUUUACAGAUGCGCGAGACCAUGGCUCGGCUACGAAGGUUUGGAAGUGGAUGGUCGAGUACGACAGGUGCGAUUUGGAUGAGACUGGAAAUACGUUGAUCGCGGGGCGUCUUGAUCUGGACAGGCUCCCUGAAGCAGUCAAAUAUGCCGAGUACAUGGGCGAAAGAGGAGUCAAAUUGUCCUCUUCCACAUUGUCGAGAAUGAAACAGAGCCUUUCGAAGGCCAGGAAGUUACAUGUGUAUGAUGAACUUUUGAGGAAGUGGAGAAGUCCUCGUGCAGCUUAACGAUUAAUUCAAGUCUUCGUGUUUAGAGGUGGCAUUUUCGGAUUGGCCAUAUUUUGAAUCUAGUCA
Molecule: messenger RNA, 2001 nt
Organism: Rhodamnia argentea
Lineage: Eukaryota; Viridiplantae; Streptophyta; Magnoliopsida; Myrtales; Myrtaceae
Product: pentatricopeptide repeat-containing protein At1g77360, mitochondrial-like
Exons: 2
Coding region: 1-1935 (644 amino acids)
Molecular function (GO): protein binding
Source: RefSeq, a predicted model, not a curated record